Messenger RNA from Cervus elaphus (red deer), 5788 nucleotides. RefSeq names its product small nuclear RNA activating complex polypeptide 4 (gene SNAPC4). The record is from RefSeq and is a predicted model, not a curated record. Bases 710 to 4897 code for a protein of 1395 amino acids. Lineage: Eukaryota; Metazoa; Chordata; Mammalia; Artiodactyla; Cervidae. The transcript is spliced from 22 exons.
GCCUGGAGGAGGAGCGACUGGGGAGGGCCCGGAGGGCCCGGGGGUGGCGGGGGAGGAGCGGCGAGAGACGGGAUGCUGGCCGGCUGGGGAGCGGGGUCCGCGCAGGGGCUUAUCAUCGCAGGGGUCCCGUGGCGGGCGCGCGGGCCGAGCGGCCGGGCCCCGCCGCCCGUCCUGGAAGCCUCGUUCCCGCCGCCCGCGAGCUGGGGGCGCUCCCGGUGGCGGCCCUGUUUGUCGCAGUGGAGGCCUCCGAUCGCCUGCACCGGGGGGCGAGAGUUGGGGGGAGUUGGCCACGGGUGGGAAGGGGCUUCUGCGUGUUUUGGCCCCAGAGUCUGUGCUUGUGUUUCCCUGACGUUUCCGCUGCCGCCAGUUUAUUCUCCCACUCCCUUGUUAGACGUCCCAGACUGUUGUUCCCAAAGGAAAAGAGGUCCCUGUUCCUUUCUCAGAGGCUUGUUCGGGCUCAGUCCCGAAAGCCAGGUGCUGUGCUAGAUGCUGGGGCUUCAGCAGGCCCUGCCCUCUCGGAGGGGGCUUCCUCCCGAGGCUUUGAACCCUGCCAGCUGGUGGGUGUGUAUUUUGUCUGGUGCCCGAUGCCCUCUGUGACCAGCUCUGUGCUGGAGGGCGAGCGGCUGCACCUCGGGGUCAUGGGCCUCAUCCUUGUCUUCUAGUGACUUUGCCACCGCGCUCUCCUUUUGAUGCACUGGGCGGCGGCGUCAUGGACGUGGAUGCUGAGAGAGAAAGGAUAUCCAGGGAGAUCCAGCAGCUGGAGAGGAUCCUGGACCCCUGCUGCUCGAGCCUCAGCAUGGACGUCUCGGAGUCCAGUCUCGACUCGGAUUCGGAUGCAGAUUCGCUGCCCGACGAGGACUCGGACUCAGACGUCGCUGGCCCACUGCUCUCGGAGGAAGAGAGGUGGGGUGAGGCCAGCAAUGACGAGGACGACCCCAAGGAGAAGGCGCUCCCUGAAGACCCGGAGACCUGCCUGCAGCUGAACAUGGUCUACCAGGAGGUGGUCCGGGAGAAGCUGGCAGAAGUCAGCCUGCUGCUGGCCCAGAACCGGGAGCAGCAGGAGGAAAUCAUGGGCGACCUCGCAGGUGUCAAGGGCCCCAAGGUGAAGGAUGGCAGGAGCCCGCCCCCGAACCUGUACCUCGGACACUUCAUGAAGCCCUACUUCAGGGACAGGGUCACGGGAGUGGGUCCUCCUGCCAACGAGGACACGCGGGAGAAGGCUGCCCAGGGCAUCAAGGCUUUCGAGGAGCUCCUGGUGACCAAGUGGAAGACCUGGGAAAAGGUCCUGCUCAGGAAGUCGGUGGUGAGUGACCGCCUGCAGCGGCUGCUCCAGCCCAAGUUGCUCAAGCUGGAGUACUUGCAACAGAAGCAGAGCAGGGCCGCGAGCGAGCUGGAGAGGCAGGUCCUGGAGAAGCAGGCCAGGGAGGCGGAGAAGGAGGUGCAGGACAUCAAUCAGCUCCCGGAGGAGGCCCUGCUAGGUGACAGGCUGGACGGCCAUGACUGGGACAAGAUCUCCAACGUCAACUUCGAGGGAGGCCGCAGCACGCAGGAGAUUCGCAAGUUCUGGCAGAACUAUGAGCACCCGAGCAUCAACAAGCAGGAGUGGAGCGAGCAGGAGGUGGCCCAGCUGAAGGCCGUCGCAGCCAAGCACGGCCACCUGGACUGGCAGAGGAUCGCCGAGGAGCUGGGGACGCGCCGCAGCGCCUUCCGCCGUCCCCCGGGGUGGCCCGCUAACCCCUGCCCCGCUCUGGCCCCGCAGACGCGCCGCAGCGCCUUCCAGUGCCUGCAGCAGUACCAGCAGCACAACCCGGCGCUGAAGCGCAAGGAGUGGACGGAGGAGGAGGACCGCAUACUCACGCGGCUCGUGCAGGCCAUGCGCAUUGGCAGCCACAUCCCCUACCGGAGGAUUGUCUACUACAUGGAGGGGCGGGACUCCAUGCAGCUCAUCUACCGCUGGACCAAGAGCCUGGACCCCGGCCUGAAGAAGGGGCUCUGGGCCCCAGAGGAGGACGCGAAGUUGCUACAAGCAGUUGCCAAGUAUGGGGAGCAGGAUUGGUUUAAAAUCCGGGAAGAGGUGCCAGGUAGGAGCGAUGCCCAGUGCCGAGAUCGAUAUCUCAGAAGGUUACAUUUCAGCUUGAAAAAGGGACGAUGGAAUCCUAAAGAAGUGGAGAAGUUAAUUGAAUUGAUAGAAAAAUACGGUGUCGGUCACUGGGCAAAAAUAGCCUCUGAACUACCCCAUCGGUCAGGCUCCCAGUGCCUGAGCAAAUGGAAGAUCAUGGUCAGGCAGCGGCAGCGGCAGGCCCGGCGGCGGGCCCCUCGCAGGGCGCGCUGGAGCCCCAGCAGCGGGAGCAGCAGUGACGGCAGCUGGGAGGACUCAGAGCCCGAGGAGGCCCCGGAGGACGCCCCGGAGGAGGACCCGGCGGGCAGCCCGGAGCCGCUGCCAGCUCCGUACGCCGUGCCGGACAUGGACCUGUGGGUGCCCACCCGGCAGAGCCCGGAGGAGCUGUGGGGAGCGGGCACUGGGGGCUGCCCAUGCCCUCCCGAGGGCCCCAACACGGCCACGGCCACGGCCCCAGCCCCCGCAGGGCAGCUGGCCUCCAGGGGGCGGAGCACCAACCCAAGGAGCAUCAGGUGCCUGUGCCCGGCCAUCGCUCGCCGCUGGAGCUCCGAGGGGCCACCGGGCGAGGAGAGGCCUGGCUCAGCCCCGUGGCCCGGCCCUGGCGGCGGCAGCAGGGACGAGGCCAGGCCCCGCGAGCGGCCACCGUGGGCCGGGACCGUGCAGCAGCGCCAGGGACACGCCCUGCAGUGGAGGCGCCUGGAGCACAAGCUGCUGGCGGCCGUGAGCCCGUGGGUGGGAGAGGCCGGCCUGCUAUGCGCGCGCCCGAGGCCCGCCGUGCGGCCGCGUCGAGCUGAUGGCAUCAGGAAACAGCUGCAGGGCGCCCACUUGGCCAGCACCCCAGUGUUCGCCCUCUUCAUUCAGCUGUUCCAGAUUGACACGCCUGGCUGCGUGGAGGUGGUCCGAGAGAGGAAGGCCUGGCCGCCUGCCCUGCUCCAGGCUGGGGCCUGGGACCCGCCGCCCCUGCAGGAACCCUCGAGCGCCCACAGCGCCCCAGGCUGCCUCACCCAGAGCGUGCCGGCCCAAGGGGCCGCGAAGCAGGGCACCUGUCCUGAGGUGGGCAAAGGGAUGCAGGCCUGCCGCACAGCGUCCACGCACCCAGCGCCCGCCCCGGCCCCGUGCAGACCCCGGCCCAAGCCCAAGACGGUGUCUGAGCUGCUUCGGGAGAAGCGUCUGCGGGAGGCCCGAGCCAGGAGGGCUGCGCAGGGCCCCGCCAUCCUCCCGGCCCGCGUGCUGGUCUCCUCGCCCGUGGUCUUCCAGCCGCUGGCCCCCCCAGCCGCCCCAGUCCCCAGCGCCAUGCUGUCCAGCGCCAUGCUGUCCGGGCCUGGAGGCCCUCCGGUGACCAGUUUCACUGCUUCGGGCUCCUGGGCGCCAGCCAAGGAUGAGCAAGCCCCGACUCUGCAUGCCUUUGCCCUCGGCCCGGCUGCCUCCAGGGCCCCUGGCCCGGUUCCUGCGAGCUGCCCGCUGAGUGCUCUUGGACAGUCUCAGGUCCCUGCCACGUCCCGGAAGCAGGGCCUGCCUGAAGUGCCCCCCUUUCUGCCCGCGGCCCCCAGCCCCGUUCAGCUGCCUAUCCAGUCUCUCAGCCUGACGCCAGCCCUGGGCACGCCCGCGGCAGCCAGCACCUCUCUGCCCGUCACCUGGGUCCUCACGGCACAGGGGCUGCUCCCUGUACCCCUGCAGGCCGUGAUGAGCCUGCCAACGCCGACAGGGGCUCCUGACCCCACACAGCUGUCGGUGACUCUGCCACCCUCGCCCACUGAGACCCCAGCCAGCCGGGGUCCCGGGUUCCCUGAGCAGAGCCACCCUGGGCCGCCAGCAGCCAGCACAGACUCGGAGCCAGAGCUUCCCUGCAGGACGGAGCCCUUGAGUGAGAGCCCCGCAGAGGUGGCCGAGGCCUGUGGCCUCGCAGGACUCGCCUCCCCUGGGGAGGCCCUGGCGGCUGGGGAGACAUCUGCACCCACGACUCCCUCCCAGGAAACACCCCUGGCCCACCACCCGGUGACCGGGCCCCCUAGCUCCAGCCCACCACCUCUGCACGGGGCCCCAGGGGCUGCCUCAGGGCCCCGGGAGCCCCGGCCUCUGGACCUGGAGGAGCCCCCGCUCUCCUGGCUGGGGCUGGGGAACGAAGCCCUGGACUUGAGCCUCCUUUCCCAGGAGAGCGAGGCCGCUGCGCGGGAGUGGCUGCAAGGGCAGCGAGGGGUGCCCGCGCCCGCCCCGGGGAGCCGGCUGGCCUACCAACCGCCCAUGCUGUGCAGCCUGCGGGCGCUGUCCGGCCUCCUGCUGCGCAAGAAGGACUUGGAGCAUGGGGCCGCAGUCCUGGCGCCCGGCGGGCCGGCCGGUGCCCUGCAGGCCUCGCUGGGGCGGGUGCGCGAGCGGCUCCGCGACAGCCCGGCCUACCUGCUGCUGCGGGCGCGCUUCCUGGCCGCCUUCGCCCUGCCCGCGCUCCUGGCCACCCUGUCCCCCCGCGGCGUCCCCACCACCCUGUCGGUGAGCACCGGGCCGGACCCUGAGACAGACAGUGACCAGCUCGACCCGGAGGAGCCAGAGCUCACUGACAGUGACGGGGACACUGGGGACCCCGCCCAGACAAGAACCUGGAUACAGACACGGGAAGGAGUCCCUGGUCCCCUCAGAACACGGAGGGCCCUCGGGUCCCUUGCAGGCGUUGACCCUUCCAGAGAACCCCCCGGAGCAGCCCAUCCCCGUCACGUGGGGGUGACCACAGCAGUGAGGCUUGCUGCUGGAUCUGUGGCCCCCCACGCCCCCCACAGCUCGGCCUAGCCCACUUCCCUUUCCCAGGGUACGGCCUUAGGAGUCUGGAGGGUCUUUCAGGCUGAAACAAAGGGCAAGCUCUGCUGGCCUCCGGAUACUGAGGGGAGGAGACCCGCUGUCCCCAGCGGCGUGGGCAGCUUCCCUCGGGCCCUGCCCCCUGGCCUAGCUGGGGGAACCAUGGUAUAGGAGGCUGGCUCUCGGGGGGCUGCUCAGCGGGGAUCGGAGUCCCCAAGUGAAGGAGGGGUCAGCAGGAAGUCAGAGCCCCGUGUGGCCCCAGGAAGACGGCAUCUCCCGUCAAGCUCCAGUGGGGACACGCCCGAGGAGCUGCCCGCUCCUCCCUGCCCUGCUGCCCAUCCAUCUAGGCUGGAGGGUCACUCUCGUCCUCUGCCUGGACUUUAGGGAGCCCCGGACCCCAGCCAGGGCUCUGCCCCUUCCUGCCCAGACAGCCCCGACGACCCGGACGUGCUGCAGACACGGCGCUCGAGGCACGUCCGCAAGCGGCGGCGGCUGCAGUGAGCCGCAGGUGAGUGCCCAGGCUCCCCAGCUUGCCCUGGCUGCGGUGCUGUCGUGAGGGGUCAGGCGUGGCACAUGGGCCUCCCCUCACCCACUCUCUCCUCCCCGGCUCCACAUCCCCACCUUUACCGCUGCCUUGCGGCCGGCCCCCUGUGCCCCGGGGCCUUGGCACCACCGGCCCUCUGCCUAGCCCUGUCCUCUUCCCGUCUGCAAGGCCUGUCCCUCCCUUCAUUCGCCUCUCUGCUUGGCGGUGCGCUGCUCAGACGCCCUCCCCUGCUCUUAUAAGACUGCGUCCCCUUCCCGGGGCCCGGCCGUCCUCAUGGUGCCUGCCCUCCCCUGACACCUGACGUUCACCCGUGUGGGUCCAGCAUCUCUCUCAGAAUGUGA